This is a messenger RNA of Closterium sp. NIES-67, 4567 nucleotides long. Lineage: Eukaryota; Viridiplantae; Streptophyta; Zygnematophyceae; Desmidiales; Closteriaceae. The record is from the annotation of a GenBank genome assembly.
GGAUGAGCUGAGCUGAUUACCGUUGUGGCUUAUCAGGGAAUUUGCUACAUGUGAUGCGAUGCGGCGAUAUCAAGGCCUCGUCAUGGGGCGUCGAGGGCCGUUGCUCAGGGGUUCGUAGCGACUCCUGAGUGACUUCCCUUGGUGUCGUUGUCCCUGCUGCCAUUGCUCCUUCUGUUCGUAUAAGCCCCAUCAUUGCUUCUUACCAAGAACGCUUGCUCGUUCUUUUAGUCGCAGAUACAAUAUAUAUACCGCCUCUUUGAUUAUUUCCCUCUUCCUUUCGAUCCUCUGAAGUCGCAAAGGCGAGCCUUUUCGUGCACCGACCCCAACCCAUCCACCCUCCGCAUUCUUAGACUCCAAUCUCUCCAUAGUCCCCUUAAUUUUCCUACAUCUCUACCGUUCAGCAAUACGCCAUGGACGAGUUAUUCUCUAAAGCUAUAGACGCGCUCGAUUCGUCCCUUAACGAGUUCCCCUCCUCCAGCGCCGAUGCCGCCGCAGCAGCCGCCGCAGCCGGCGGCACGUCCGCCGCCGCCGCAUCCGCCACCGCAUCCCUCCUCCAAGACAUGGAAGCGCUGCAAGACGCCACGCUCCCGCCCUCCGCAAUCGACGCCGCGAAACGCGUGCUCUCGGCGUGGGAGGAGAUCGACCUGGAAGGGAAGAAGUCCGCGUGGGACGCGCUAGGGCUGGCCAUAUCGCAGCACCAGGAGACGAGCUCCAAGAACCGGCGGUCGCUCGCGGAGCAGACGAAGGCGUUCAAGAGCAGCGGCGGGGAGAAGAAGGACUUCGCUCCGCUGCUCAAGGCGUACCAGGCGGAGAUCGACUCGAUAACGAAGCGCGCGAAGCACGCAGAGGGCGCGUACCUGGGCGUGUACCAGGCGCUGUACGACGCGCCCGACGUGCUGCCACUGCUGCGCUCCUUCGUGCCCGUCGCCACACGCGUGGCCGGCGCGGAGCAGGAGGCGAGGCGACUACGGCAGGAGAUGGAGAUCGUGCGUGCAGACGCAGCAGCAGCCAAGGCGCUGCAAGUGGCAAUGCACCGCCUGCAGGAGCGCAACACAGAGCUGGAGGAGCACCUGGGUGAGAAGGUACGCGAGGCGGUGGAGGAGAAGGCCGUGGAGAUGGAGGCGCGCAUGGGCGUGUUCCGCCAGCGCGAGGCGGAGCUGGAGGCGCGCAUCCGAGAGGGGCUCGAGAACCUCGCUGCCAUGCAGAGAGCCAACGAGGCGAUGCAAGGCGUGGUGUUUGAGGCGAAUGCGCGCAUGGAGGAGGAGAGGGCGAGCAAGCAGCACGAGAUAGACGGACUCAUGGAGGAGAUCGAGCGCAGCCAGGCGCGUGUGAGCAUGCUUGAGCAGCGCCUCUCUGCUGCUUCUGCGGCUGCUGCUGUCGCCUCGCCCCCUCUUCGCCCUGCUUCUGCCCCUACUCCUGCUGCCAACAGCGAAGGCUCACUUGGAACAGACCCCUCCUUAGCUGCGGACUCGAGCACAGCAGGGGGAGAGGAGGGAGCCAAGUCUCCUGUGCUGGCUUCUGCAUCAGCAUCCGCGGCUGCGGCUGCGGCUGCAUCUGUAUCUGCGUCUGUGUUGGAGGAGCCAGAGGAGGCGAAGGAGAGGCUGGUGGCUCGCCUGCACAUGCAGUUGCAGCAGAUGGAACAGACGCUGCAGCGCGAGAGGGAGGAGUGGGAGCGGGCGGUGCAGCAGGCGCGGCAGGAGGUGGGGGAGAGGGAGGGUCAUGUGGAGCAGCUGCAAGAGCAGCUGCGGGUGAGACCCUCCCAGGCGCAGGUGGAAGAGCUCAGGCAGCAGAUCCGCGUGCUGCAGGCACUGGCAGGAGCGGAGGUGGAUGAUAUCGACGGUGCAGAUCUCUCCGCCACCCUCUCCUCCUCCUCCGCUUCCGCUGCAGCCAGCGCAGUCCCGGCAGCUGCGGGAGGAGCAGGAGGCGGAGGAGGGGAGGACGGAUUGGGCGGAGGCAAGGCAGGGGAGGGAGAAGGGGAUGCUGCCGCACCAGCAGCAGGGGGAGCAGGAGCAGCAGGAGCAGCAGUGCUAAGUGAGGAGCAGCGCAUUCAGGCUGCGUUGCGAGAGAGCAACCGGCGCCUUAUGGCCGAGCUAACAGCAGCGCGAAUGGCAGUGGCCGAAAGCCGGCUUGAAGCCGAGGAAAAGGCUGCACGAGUGGUGGCCUUAGAAGAGGAGUGCGGUGAGAUGCGAGCGCUUGUGCAACGGCUAGAGGAGGAUAUUGUGGCCGGGAGUGGUUCCCUUCGAGAGCUGUUGGCCCAGACGGCGAUUGCUGGUGGUCAGGGCUCCAAGAGGCUCGCCCAGAAGGGAGGGGCGGCAACGAUUGCCUCGUUGCUGGGAGGCGGAGGAGGAGCCGGGGAAGAUGGACGGGGGCAAGGGGUGGAGGGGCGUGAGAAAACGGGUGGGGGAACAGCGGCAGGGUCGGGGGCAGCGCUGGGUGCGGAGGAGCAGCAGCGCAACAUGCUGCUGAUCGUGUGCGACCAGAGGGAGCGGUUCCGCAAGCGAGUGAUGGAGCUGGAGGAGCAGAACGGCGCUCUGCAGGACCAACUCAACCGCGCUAAUCUGGAGACCCAGCGUGUGACCAGCGACAACCUGUCUCUCUACGAAAAGAUCCGCUUCCUAGAGCAGUACAACCGGUCCACUGUGCCCAUCCGCAAGUUCACCUCACCAGAUGACGACACUGGUUCAUUUUCAGCAGCAGGAGGGGGAGGGGGGUUGGGAGCGGGAGCAGGUGCCGGGGGGUAUUCGAAUGCGAAGCAGGCAAGAGGAGGGGGAGGAGGAGGAGGAGGGGGAGGUGCGUCAGGGCCGUCUGCUUCUGAAGUGGUGAUAUUCGCCGGGGUGGCGGGCGCACGUGCGGCUAGAUACGCAUGCUUCGGGGCCUCUGACCCUCCAGACGGGGGAGAGGGAGGAGCAGCAGGAGGAGCAGGAGGAGCAGGAGGAGCAGGAGGAGCAGGGGGGGGAGCAGGAGGAGGGGCAGGAGGAGGGGGGGCGGGGGGGGCAGCGGGGGCGGCGGAGGUGAGAUACCGGAAGCUGUAUGAGGAGAAGAUGAAUCCGUUUACGGAGUUCCACCAGAGGGAGCAGGAGAAGAGCUACCGCAACCUGCGCCUGCACGAUAAGAUUACCCUGAGCAGCAGUCGCUUCCUCUUGACCAACAAGUACGGCCGCGCCUUUGUGUUCUUCUACACGCUCCUCUUGCAUCUAUUCAUCCUCGCUCUCCUCUACCGCUCCAUGCACCGCCGCACCAUCGUCCUCACCCCCGCCGCCUCCACCUUCCCUGCUGCUGCUGACUUUAUCAACGGGACCACGCCUGACAUGCUUCCCUCUGGCGCUGCUGCUCUAGCCGCGGCUGCAGGCUUGGAUAGAGGUCCGGGAGCGGUGCCAGGUUCGGGGGAAGGCCCGGGAACAGGGCUGCAGGGCGGGACGGGGGGGGGAAUGAGAGGGGGGAGAGGAGGGGAGGAGGAGGAGGAUGGAGGGGGGAGAGGGAAGCCGGAGGUGCACACGCUCGCUGAGAGCAUAGCAGAAAGCGUUGGGGCUAUGCUGCAGACUACACACGCGCUUACUUCUGCUGCAGAUGGGGUCAGCGGUGGCAGCAGCAGCGGCAGUGGCGGGGGUGGUGGCAGUGACAGCAGCAGUAGUGAGUCUGGCACUCCUCUGGACGCUGCAGCGGCUGAAAGGGACAGCAGCAGCAGCAGUAGCAGCAGCAGCAGCAGCAGCAGUAGUAGUGGCAGUGUUGACAAUCGAGAGGGUGCUUCAACUGAGUAUGGUGGUGACAGUGCUGCUGCUGCUGCUGCUGCUGCUGGCGCUGCUGAUGCUGCUGGUGCUGCUGCUGCUGCUACUGCCACUGCUGCGGCUGCUGCUGAUGGUGCUAGGGAUGGGGAUGGUGAGGUAGCUGAUGAGGAUGCCACACACCAUGAUACUAGUCCAAGUGAGAACGGCAACAAUGGUGCUGCAAGUGCUGAUAAUGCUGAUGCUGAUGUCGAUGGCGCUGCUGCUGAUGGUGAUGCUGCUGAUGGUGGUGCUCGCAGCAGCAGCAGCAGUGAGCCCCUGGUUGCUGGUGAAGGAGACAGCGAGAGAAGCGACAGCAGUGCAAGUGGUUUUGACCCUGGAAGCAGCAGCAGCAAUAUUCCAGCUGAGGGACUGAGUGCGGGAGAAAGCAGUGGAAGCAGCAGCAGCAGCAGCAGCAGCAGCGACAGCGGUAGCUAUGCGGGCAAGAGAAAGUCUCGCAGGCGGAAGAAGAGGAAGCUGCAGAAGCGAAGAGCGGUUGAUGCUGCUGCUGGUGCUGAUGGGAGGGAUAGUGGACGUCGGUGAGAGGCCGAGCCAGUGAGUCAGUGGUGGAUGGAUGGUGCAGAUGAGAGAGUGGAGAUGAGUAAAGAAGAGUGAGUGAGUGAGGAGAGGAGGGAGGGAUGUUGGGAGUGUCGGAGCCUUGGAGGGUUUAGAUGUUGGGUCGGUGGUGCAGUGCUGGGUGAUGGUGGAGUGGGGCUGUGUUGCUGUAUUUUACUGUAGGUUGUUGAUCUACACAACUAUCCCGAUUCCUGACUCUUACAGUAAACGGUACUUCACUCUGUCAUGCA